Staurois parvus is the source of this 382-nucleotide messenger RNA. The record is from the annotation of a GenBank genome assembly. NCBI's taxonomy places the organism in Eukaryota, Metazoa, Chordata, Amphibia, Anura, Ranidae.
UCCCUCGGACACAGCGGAUCACUGAUCAAUGGAAAGAGCCGAAGAUGUCGGCUUGGUCAUGUGAUCAGCUGUGUCCAAUCACAGCUGAUCGCAUGGGACAUCUACACAGAUCAUCAGGGUACUGAUGAUCAGUGUGCCCAUCAGUGUAGCCCCAUCAAUGCCAGCUGUCAGUGCCCAUCAGUGCCACAUCAAUGCCACCUAUCAGUGCCAACCAGUGCACAUCAAUGCCACAUAUCAGUGCCCAUCUGAGCUGCCUUUCAGUGCCACCUAUCAGUGCCAGUCAGUGCUGCCUUUCAGUGCCCAUCAGUGAUGCCUGUCAGUGCCCAUCAGUGAUGCCUGUCAGUGCCCAUCAGUGUCACCUACUAGUGCCUCCUCAUCAGUG